CACCAGCUGUGGGCCACAGACAGAGAACAGAGAAGUACAGGAUUUAGACACAUUAGACCAACUACUGAGUCAGUUAGAAAGGUAAUCAUACAGUAAGUUAAUACAGUAAGUAAAAGUAACUUAGAAUCAUACAUAUUACAAUAAGAGGUCAGACAGACUGAAUUAGUUGAUUCAUUCAUUGAUUGGGGUAAUCAUUGAUAUUCGGUACGGUUAGUUAAGAUGGCAAACUACGUCAACAAACAGGUGAUUGAAUUGAAUGAAGUUACUGAAGAAAACCGGAACAGAUUAUCGAGGAGCGUGAAGACUGAGACCCAUCUCUCAGAUGGAAGACUAAGACUCUACAGGCUGGCUGCUGUGUGUUUUGGAGUGCUGUGUGUUCUACAAGUCACUCUCAACAUCUUCCUGAGACUGGAUUUCUUCCACUCCAACAGAGAGAGAGAGCAGUUAAACGGCUGUUACAACACCACUGGCUUGGCGCAGGUUGGAGACCAGCCAGAUACCAGUACUAUCAUGGAUCUGUGUACAGAGAGAGACCAGUGCCGGAUGAACAGAAACCAGCUAGAGAGGGAGAGAGACAAAGAGAAAAUGGACAAAAAACAGUUACUGGAGCGUUACACUGCCCUGACUACAGAACGGGACAGGUUGAGAAAAAGGGUCAGUCUUCUGACCAAUGAGAAGGUGGUGCUCUCUAUCUGUGGUACUGGAAGAGUGGUGGAAGGGAGUGGCAUGGCAGUCCAAACGAUGAGGACUGUGUUAAAGUGUCCUAAACGAUGGAGGAUGUUGGGAUCCAGCUGUUACUUCCUGUCUACUGAGAGGAAAACCUGGGAGGAGUGCAAACUGGAUUGUCUGGCGAGAGGAGCAGACCUGGUGAUCAUAAACAGCAGACAGGAACAGUUGUUGUACCAGCUGCAUGGUGAUGCAGAUCUCCUGGUCUGGAUUGGUCUGACUGACACCGUUAAUGAGGGGACCUGGAAAUGGGUGGACGGCACACCACUGACCACAUCGUAAGAGAAAUUACUACUUUUAUA
Molecule: messenger RNA, 1028 nt
Organism: Oncorhynchus kisutch (coho salmon)
Lineage: Eukaryota; Metazoa; Chordata; Actinopteri; Salmoniformes; Salmonidae
Product: C-type lectin domain family 4 member M-like
Exons: 5
Coding region: 220-1008 (262 amino acids)
Cellular component (GO): plasma membrane
Source: RefSeq, a predicted model, not a curated record